Messenger RNA from Hirundo rustica (Barn swallow), 2714 nucleotides. RefSeq names its product BUD13 homolog (gene BUD13). Gene Ontology annotation, biological process: mRNA splicing, via spliceosome. The record is from RefSeq and is a predicted model, not a curated record. Gene Ontology annotation, molecular function: RNA binding. The transcript is spliced from 11 exons. Lineage: Eukaryota; Metazoa; Chordata; Aves; Passeriformes; Hirundinidae. The coding region runs from base 14 to 1765 and encodes 583 amino acids. Gene Ontology annotation, cellular component: U2-type spliceosomal complex; RES complex.
UGCGUCAGUGGCCAUGGCGGCGCCGGGGCUGUCCAAGGCCGAGUACCUGCGGCGGUACCUGAGCGGCCCCGCCGAGCCCGCGCAGCCCCGCCGCCGCCGCAAGAAGAAGCCGCCGGGCGGCGCCGGCAGAGCCGGGAUGCGGAUCGUGGAUGACGAUGUCAGCUGGAACAGCAUCGCCGCCGCCCCGGAGAAGGAGGAGGAGGAGGACGAGGCGGACUUGCCUGUGGUGGCAGAGUUCAUCGAUGAGCGCCCCGAUGAGGUGAAGCUCAUGGAGGAAUUCCGAACGAACUCCAAAUGGAAGGUUCUAGGAGAUGAGGACUCGCAGAGUUCGGAUAUUUCGGGACCUGCCAAGUCUGCCUCGAGGCGGCGGCGCCACGACUCCCCAGAGCCCUCGUCCCCAGCAGGGAAACACAACGGCUCCAUGGACCUCUCUCCUCCGAGACGGCAGCGUCACGACACGCCUGACCCCUCACCUCCUAGGAGACAGCGUCACGACACCCCGGACCCGUCACCUCCCAGGAGACAGCGUCACGACACCCCAGAUCUGUCACCCCCCAGGAAACAGCGUCACGACACGCCUGACCCCUCACCUCCCAGGAGACAGCGUCACGACACCCCAGAUCUGUCACCUCCCAGGAAACAGCGUCACGACACGCCUGACCCCUCACCUCCCAGGAGACAGCGUCACGACACCCCUGACCCAUCCCCUCCCAGGAGACAGCGUCACGACACCCCCGACCCGUCACCUCCCAGGAGACAGCGUCACGACACCCCAGAUCUGUCACCCCCCAGGAGACAGCGCCGUGACACCCCCGACCCAUCCCCUCCUAGGAGACGGCAGCGUCACGACACCCCCGACCCGUCACCUCCCAGGAGACGGCGUCACGACACCCCAGAUCUGUCACCCCCCAGGAGACAGCGUCACGACACCCCUGACCCAUCCCCUCCCAGGAGACGGCGUCACGACACCCCAGAUCUGUCACCUCCCAGGAGACAGCGUCAGGAUUUGUCACCUCGGAGAGAGAAGCCGAGGUCCCCGAGCGGGAAAAGGAGCCGAACGAAAGGACGGGCCUCGCCCGCCCAGAAGGACCAGCACAGGUCCCGGAGCCCCCCGGAGCGCUCCCCGCAGCGCCGGGACACCAAGGCCUCUCCCAAGAAGGCUAACACGAUGUCAUCCGGGCUCAAAGCUGGCCUGGUGUCGGCCGAUGUGCUGCAGAGGGAGAAGCAGGAGAUCCGGAAGGAUGAGAGGAGCACCAAGCGCCUGGAAGAGGAAUCCCGGAACGCUCAGACCGUGUUCCGAGACAAGUCCGGCCGCAAGAGGAACCUGGCCCAGGAGCAGCUGGAACAGAGGCUGAAGGCUGAGGCAGAGGCCAAGAGGGAAGAGCAAUACGCCAAGUGGGGAAAAGGGCUGGCCCAGGAGAGGCAGCAGCAGCAGAACGUAGAGGAUGCAGUCAAGGAGAUGCAGAAGCCCUUGGCCCGUUACAUCGAUGACCAGGACCUGGACCGAAUGCUGAGGGAGCAGGAGAGGGAAGGAGACCCCAUGGCUGCUCUCAUCAAGAAAAGGAAGGCCAAGGAGAACAAGGAGAAAGAAAAACCCAGGUACAAGGGACCAGCGCCUCCGCUCAACAGGUUUAACAUCUGGCCCGGGCAUCGCUGGGACGGUGUGGACAGGUCCAACGGGUUCGAGCAGCAGCGCUUCGCCCGCAUCGCCAACAAGAAAGCGGUGCAGGAGCUCGCCUACAAGUGGAGCGUGGAGGACAUGUAGGAGAGCUCCUGCAGGGACCCACAGGCACCUCCUGCUGCCAGAGCCCUGAGCAAUGGCCUCUCUCCCUGGAACAAGCCCUGUCCUCAGCAUCCACGGGCAAGGCUGGAUUCCCUGUCAGCCGCAGCCUCCAGCUCUCUGGGGAGGACACUGGUUUCUUGUUUGUUUUCUAACAAACUUCUGUUCUAUGCCAAAUGAUUUGACCUCUGAGGGCAGUUCCCAAGUCUUCAGAUGUCCUAAAUCUCAGGUGAAAAUCUGCUGAACACUUGGGUUUGGGAGAUUUACCCUCAUGCGGUGAGGUCUGCUCCAGAACUCAGGUUAAGUUGAACUUCUGAGCUUUUGUUGAGUUUAUCCAGUUAUUUUGCCAUGUAAAUCCCAGGAUCACCAACGUGCAGGAAGGUUCAAACUCAGCUUUUCCUGACCCUGUCCAGACAGGAGACUGAGCAGGGAAUGCUCUGGCACUGGAAGAGGAACCUGCAGUGCUGCAUUGGGCAGCAGGAUCUUCAGGGGCCUCAGCAGUUCUUCAGGGGUCCAUUUCUAGUGGAAAUAAAUGUGUGGAGAAUUAGGACUUGGAGACCUGGAAUUGCUUCCCUCAUAGUUUGGAGCAGCUGGUGCCCCCAGAUCCCUCUGGAUUUGGGGCUGAUCUGGCACUUCUCCUGUGAUCAGAUUUGUCAGUCUCAGAGCUGGAGGCUGGGCAAAGCUUCCCUUUAAUCCCCGUGUGCCAGAAAGCACUUGUGGAAAUAAAUACAGUUGUUCUUGUUGAGGUCCCGGGGAGCAGGGCUGAGCUGCAGGCAGCAGUUUCCAUGGAGAUGCCUUGGCUGCAGCAGUGGGCAGGGGCAGGAUCGCUCUUUUCAGGGAUUCUCCAGCACUGGGAGGGCCGUGGGUGGGAGGGAUGGCAGCAAAGUCUGCUCUGGAGUGCCAGACCCUUGGGACUUCCAUGUUUUUCAUCCCU